This is a messenger RNA of Phodopus roborovskii (desert hamster), 1227 nucleotides long. It is a transcript of the gene Siah3, whose product is annotated as siah E3 ubiquitin protein ligase family member 3. Gene Ontology annotation, biological process: proteasome-mediated ubiquitin-dependent protein catabolic process; multicellular organism development. The record is from RefSeq and is a predicted model, not a curated record. NCBI's taxonomy places the organism in Eukaryota, Metazoa, Chordata, Mammalia, Rodentia, Cricetidae. The transcript has 2 exons. The coding region runs from base 364 to 1167 and encodes 267 amino acids. Gene Ontology annotation, cellular component: cytoplasm. Gene Ontology annotation, molecular function: ubiquitin protein ligase activity; ubiquitin conjugating enzyme binding.
UCAAUUUUGUCAGCCUAUCUCCCCAGCAUUAUGUAUGGUUGGCUGUAAUCACAAGAUAAAUGCAAUGUGCUGAUCUAUGGUAAUGUUCAAUAAUACAUUCUCCGCCAGGCUCAAUUCAUCAGGGAGUUUCAGUAGGGGAGGUAUUUGUUAUUGGCUGUCUCUGCACCUCAAGGAUAACAUUUCUGUCCUUUUGAUUGGCUGCUUCGCUGCUGCAAGAUUCUAACCGUCUUAUUUUGAUGAUGAAUAUGAAGGCGCGCUAAGCCGGGCUGGAGCAGAGUGUUUCAGGCUGUGCUGGGUUCUGAGCCCAAGGACUUACAGCUUCCUCCGCUGCCUUCCUGUGCCAACAAUCCCCCAAAAGUUGUGAUGCUUUUCUUUACCCAGUGCUUUGGGGCUGUGUUGGAUCUCAUUCACCUCCGGUUUCAGCACUACAAGGCUAAACGGGUUUUCUCUGCUGCUGGGCAACUUGUCUGUGUGGUCAACCCCACGCACAACCUAAAGUAUGUGUCCAGUAGACGGGCCAUCACUCAGAACUCCACAGAGCAAGGUAGCUUCCACCCGAACCAUCUUCCCCACCGCCAUCGCCACCACUGUCACCACAGCCACCUGUGCCACCAUGCCCGUCCAGGCCACCUCCACCACCAGGAGGCAGGGAUGCACAGCGCUCAGGUGACACCCUGCCUGUGCCCACUCUUCUCCUGCCACUGGGAAGGCCACCUGGAGGUGGUGGUGCCUCAUCUGCGGCAGACCCACAGGAUCGACAUCCUGCAGGGAGCAGAGAUAGUCUUCCUGGCCACGGACAUGCACCUCCCAGCGCCAGCCGACUGGAUCAUCAUGCACUCCUGCCUGGGCCACCACUUCCUGCUGGUGCUCAGGAAACAGGAGCGGCAUGAAGGGCACCCUCAGUUCUUUGCUACCAUGAUGCUCAUUGGGACCCCCACCCAGGCCGACUGCUUCACCUAUCGCCUGGAGCUCAACAGAAACCACAGGCGUCUCAAAUGGGAGGCCACCCCGAGAUCCGUCCUGGAGUGUGUGGACUCCGUCAUCACUGAUGGGGACUGCCUGGUUCUCAACACCUCACUGGCCCAGCUCUUCUCUGACAAUGGCAGCCUCGCCAUUGGCAUCGCCAUCACUGCUACGGAGGUCGGCGCCACGGAUGCCGAGAUGUGAGACCAGGAGCCGCUGGGUACCCGCGCUGCCUGUGCACCUUGGACCUCCAGGUGCCUGGAC